UUUCCCAAUCCCUAAAAGGGACUUUGCUUCUUUUUCCGGGCUCGGCCGCGCAGCCUCUCCGGACCCCAGCUCGCUGACGCUUCGGGCUGCCGUUCUCCUGGUGGGGCCCCGAGAUCCGCUGUCUUCUUUUCUAGCAUUCGGAAGGGCUGGUCUCUCUCCACGGUCGCGCGUGGCGUCUGUGCCGCCAGCUCAGGGCUGCCACCCGCCGGGGCGAGAGCGCGCGGCCAGCGGGGCCGCCCGGGGUGCGCCCUUCAGGAUGCUGAUCCGCCCGGUCGGCUGAACCCGAGCGCCGGCGUCUUCCGCGCGUGGCUUGCGAGGCUGCCCCGAGCUGGGGCUGCUCGCAUCGCUCCUUCCCUUCCUGCUCUCCUGCUCCGGGCCUCGCUCGCCGCGGGCCGCAGUCGGUGCGCGCAGGCGGAGGCCGGGCGUCUGGGACGCAGCAUGCAGGCGCGCUACUCGGUGUCGGACCCCAACGCUCUGGGAGUGGUACCCUACUUGAGCGAGCAAAAUUACUACCGGGCGGCGGGCAGCUACGGCGGCAUGGCCAGUCCCAUGGGCGUCUACUCCGGCCACCCGGAGCAGUACGGCGCCGGCAUGGGCCGCUCCUACGCGCCCUACCACCACCAGCCCGCGGCGCCCAAGGACCUGGUGAAGCCGCCCUACAGCUACAUUGCGCUCAUCACCAUGGCGAUCCAGAACGCGCCCGAGAAGAAAAUCACCCUGAACGGCAUCUACCAGUUCAUCAUGGACCGUUUUCCCUUCUACCGCGAGAACAAGCAGGGCUGGCAGAACAGCAUCCGCCACAACCUGUCGCUCAAUGAGUGCUUCGUGAAGGUGCCGCGGGACGACAAGAAGCCGGGCAAGGGUAGCUACUGGACGCUCGACCCGGACUCCUACAACAUGUUCGAGAACGGCAGCUUCCUGCGGCGGCGGCGGCGCUUCAAGAAGAAGGACGUGCCCAAGGACAAGGAGGAGCGGGCCCAUCUCAAGGAGCCGCCCCCGGCCGCGGCCAAGGGUGCCCCGACAGGGACCCCGGUAGCUGACGGGCCCAAGGAGGCCGAGAAGAAAGUGGUGGUCAAGAGCGAGGCGGCGUCACCCGCGCUGCCGGUCAUCACCAAGGUGGAGACGCUGAGCCCCGAGGGCGCGCUGCAAGCCAGCCCCCGUAGCGCAGCCUCCACACCCGCCGGCUCCCCAGAUGGCUCGCUGCCAGAGCACCAUGCCGCGGCACCCAACGGGCUGCCCGGCUUCAGCGUGGAGACCAUCAUGACACUGCGCACGUCGCCUCCGGGCGGCGACCUGAGCCCAGCGGCCGCGCGCGCUGGCCUGGUGGUGCCGCCGCUGGCGCUGCCAUACGCCGCAGCGCCACCCGCCGCUUACGCGCAGCCGUGCGCACAGGGUCUGGAGGCUGCGGGCUCCGCGGGCUACCAGUGCAGCAUGCGGGCCAUGAGCCUGUACACCGGGGCCGAGAGGCCAGCGCACGUGUGCGUUCCGCCGGCGCUGGACGAGGCUCUGUCGGACCACCCGAGCGGCCCCGGCUCCCCGCUCGGCGCCCUCAACCUCGCAGCAGGUCAGGAGGGCGCGUUGGGGGCCUCGGGCCACCACCACCAGCAUCACGGUCACCUCCACCCGCAGGCGCCACCGCCCGCCCCGCAACCCCCUCCCGCGCCGCAGCCCGCCACCCAGGCCACCUCCUGGUAUCUGAACCACGGCGGGGACCUGAGCCACCUCCCCGGCCACACGUUCGCGACCCAACAGCAAACUUUCCCCAAUGUCCGGGAGAUGUUCAACUCACACCGGCUAGGACUGGACAACUCGACCCUCGGGGAGUCCCAGGUGAGCAAUGCGAGCUGUCAGCUGCCCUACCGAGCUACGCCGUCCCUCUACCGCCAUGCAGCUCCCUACUCCUACGACUGCACCAAAUACUGAAGCGUCCAGUCCGCUCCAGCCCCAGGCCCGCACCGGCUUCGCCUCCCCAUGGGACCUUCUUCGACGGAGCCGCAGAAAGCGACGGAACGCGCCCCUCUCUCAGACCCGGGAGCAGAGAGCUCCGUGCAACUCGCAGGUAACUUAUCCGCAGCUCAGUUUGAGAUCUCAGCGAGUCCCUCUAAGGGGGAUACAGCCCAGCAAAACGAAAUACCGAUUUAAAAAAAAAGUCCCCUUCCCCUACCCGGAUGCUGCGCCCGCUCCCCUUGGGGCUUUAAUGGAUUAGUUUAUGGACCAAACCCCACAGGGACCCCUAAUGACUUCUGUGGAGACUCUCCACGGGCGCAAGAGGUCUCUCCGGAUAAGGUGCCUUCUGUAAACGAGUGCGGAUUUGUAACCAGGCUAUUUUGAUGUUACUCAGAGCCUUUAAUAUAAUAUUUAAAGUUGUGUCCACUGGAUAAGGUUUCAUCUUGCCCAACCGUUACUGCCAAAUUGAAUUCAAGAAACCUGUGUGGGUCUUUUCUCCCCACAGUACCAUGAUAAAACAUAGUUUUUUUUCCCCAACUGUAGAUCUUUUACAAAACAAGAAAAUAAUUUAUUUAUUUUUUUGUUGUUGUUGUUGGAUAACGGAAUUAAGUAUUGGAUACUUUGAAUUUAGGAAGUGCAUGGCUUUGUACAGUAGACGCCAUCUGGAGUAUUCCUAAAACACACAAAAAGACUUUAAAAUUUCAACUUUCGUCUGUGUUUGUCUUAUGUGAUCUCAGUGUUGUAUUUACCUUAAAAUAAACCCAUGUUGUUUUUCUGCCCAAAA
Grammomys surdaster is the source of this 2731-nucleotide messenger RNA. It is a transcript of the gene Foxc2, whose product is annotated as forkhead box C2. Bases 439 to 1923 code for a protein of 494 amino acids. Gene Ontology annotation, biological process: cell differentiation; anatomical structure morphogenesis; regulation of transcription by RNA polymerase II. Gene Ontology annotation, molecular function: RNA polymerase II cis-regulatory region sequence-specific DNA binding; DNA-binding transcription factor activity, RNA polymerase II-specific. The record is from RefSeq and is a predicted model, not a curated record. Lineage: Eukaryota; Metazoa; Chordata; Mammalia; Rodentia; Muridae. The transcript has a single exon.